Messenger RNA from Dermacentor silvarum, 2528 nucleotides. RefSeq lists its product as uncharacterized. Bases 173 to 913 code for a protein of 246 amino acids. The transcript has 3 exons. Gene Ontology annotation, biological process: snoRNA guided rRNA pseudouridine synthesis. Gene Ontology annotation, molecular function: box H/ACA snoRNA binding. Gene Ontology annotation, cellular component: box H/ACA snoRNP complex. The record is from RefSeq and is a predicted model, not a curated record. Lineage: Eukaryota; Metazoa; Arthropoda; Arachnida; Ixodida; Ixodidae.
UGUCACGUGACUGGAUUGUCCACCGCAGUCUGCGAAGGUUCGCGAAGGUUCGGCUGACGAUCCACGUUCUCGCGUGAGCCACAACGAACGCAUCUGCGGCCGACACGACGUCGCCGCUUCACCCUGGCAACAUCGGACCUCGUAGGUCCGAUCUCAAGGAGGAGCAGAGAAGAUGAGGAGCGCUGCCGCGUGUCUGGGCGUGCUGGCCUGCCUGCUGGGCGCGGCCACAGCCGGCUACCACCAGCCCUGGAAGCCGGACGAGAUCGUGAAGCUGGUCCACAAGGUGGUCCCGUACCCGCACCCUGUACCGGUGCCCAAACCCUUUCCGGUGCCCAAGGUGAUCCACGUGCCACAUGUGGUCCACGUGCCACACGCGGUGCCCGUACCGGUCAAGGUGCCAGUCAUCAAGAGGAUCCCCAAGCUGGUCCCUGUGGCCAAGACCAUCCACAUCCCGAAGCCCGUGCCCGUGCCGCACUACGUGAGCGUAGGCGUGCCCGUGCCGGUCAUCAAGCACGUGCCGGUGCCCAUCUACAAGCACGUGCCGGUACCACGCGUCGUGCCGGUGCCGGUGCCCGUCAAGGUGCCUAAGCUGGUGCCUGUCCCCGUGCACAAGAUCAUCCACGUGCCCAGGCCUGUCGCUGUGCCUGUCAAGGUGCCCGUCUUCAAGGAGAUCAUCGUCAAGAAGCCCGUCGAAGUGCCCGUCCCAGUCUACAUUAAGAAGCACACGCACUACGGAGGCGGAGGCUACGGCGGUGGCGGCUUCGGAGGAGGCGGAUUCGGCGGCGGCGGCUUCGGCGGCGGCGGCUACGGCGGCGGCGGCUACGGCGGUGGCGGCUACGGAGGCGGCGGCUUCGGAGGUGGCUACGGCGGCGGCGGAGGCGGCGGCUACGGAGGAGGCCACGGCUGGCACUGAAGAUCUGCAACAGUCCAGAAAGUGCCACGACCGCUCUAGACGCGUUCGGAUCAACCCCAGCAGGGAUCUUAGGGACAAGAAAGAAAACCAACGCCGGGACGGGACUCCCCAUUUUCCACUCGCCAUCGCUCGCCCUUCGCGCCAUGUCUGAAUCCUCGCGUGAUGACGUCAAGAAAUGAUGGUCGCGGCGACGAGUGGAGAGUGGGGAAGAGUGAGGAGAGAAAGAGAUUACUCAGUCGUACUCCUUUCUCGGAAGGGAGCGCUCCCUCAAAUUUUGUUGAAGCUUGUCUUUCUUCUUUUUUUGCAAUGGUAGAAAACUAUCGCAACCACAUACGUAUAUUUUCGCCAUUAGGGUUCUUUUAAUUACUGACGCACACGUGUUCGUGUUAUUUACAGCCCAAAAAAACAUGGGGGCGGGGGAUGAUUGAGAAGUGCCAUUGGCAGUUUGUUGCUUGAUUUGCGUCUCAGUUCGCAAAUUCGAGCAAGCCGCGUUGACGUCACUCGCAAGACUUUGUUUCCAAAGCUCUUCAUCGAGAACGCGCUCGCGGACGACAGACAGACCGUCAUUCACGCGGUGUGAAAGGAAAACGAUAAUGAUUGAGAAGUCGAGUACGCGAAGGCGCCUCGGAAAAUAAAACUCCGCGUUUUUGUAAAGCGGAAGCAUGCAAAAAAAAAAGUGCUUAUGAAACCGGGUCACGACCCCGACAGUUUAGUUAAAUAUAUUGCUUGUUGCCAGCACAGUCAAUGUUGUGUUUGUUAAUUUUUUUUCUCUUUCGCGUUCCCAGACUAAACUGAAAGUGUAAAGCUAGCUCUUGACUUCCAGUAGGAAGGAACCCGAGAACAGGGGGAUGCGUCUUGUAUACUAGUACGUGUCUUUACGCCUCGCUUCCUCAGACGCACAGUCUUCUUUCGAGCCUCCUUGAAUGCCUGCCCUCCCCCCCCCCCCCCACCACUCCACUCUGCCCCCUCCCCCACCCCCUUUCCCUCACUCUCUUUUCUUGUCACAACGAGCACUCUGGGUCAGUCAGAAAGUGACCGUGGAGUCCUUCCGUUCCUGUCCUUAGCAUCCAUGUCUUCUGUUGUUUCCUGUUCUUCGCAGGCACUUGCAGCGUUCAUGCUUCUGUAAAAAGAACCUUUCGGCUGUAUUUUCUUCCUCGCCUUUCCUUUUCUUUUUCACCUGUUUUACCUUUCACGUUUUGUUCUUUAGUUUUUUGUCAUAGGAGCACGUGCAAUUUCAAAUAGUUCGCGCGCCGUCGGGCUCACCGCCUUUGGUGGCUGACGGUUGUCGUUGAGCAUUCCUAAUGAAAUGAUGUACAUGUAUACCAAACAUUUUCUCUGCUUGCUGUCGCAGAAACCGGCCACACGCUGUAUGUAUACCGCGAAGAAAAAUCGGUCCGCGAAAUGAGAAAAUUUGCAUGCGCAUGUGUUUUCUUGCGAUGUGUGUUAAGGCUUAUUAGAGAAUUGCAAUACUCGAUUAUGCCGAGACGAGUGUACUUGCGCGCUUUGCUCCUGUCAUUCCUCUGAGUUGUGUAUAUAUGUAAUUCAUUUUUACUCCUGUUUAUUUUUUUAUUAUUACCAAUUAUGUCAAAUAAAGAAAACGUUGUUGUAUUUAAAA